Molecule: messenger RNA, 1790 nt
Organism: Photinus pyralis (common eastern firefly)
Lineage: Eukaryota; Metazoa; Arthropoda; Insecta; Coleoptera; Lampyridae
Product: cytochrome P450 9e2-like
Exons: 2
Coding region: 695-1636 (313 amino acids)
Molecular function (GO): oxidoreductase activity, acting on paired donors, with incorporation or reduction of molecular oxygen; monooxygenase activity; iron ion binding
Source: RefSeq, a predicted model, not a curated record
UAGAAUGUUACGAUAAUUUAUUCUCGCGCGUAUAACAUAUACACUAUUGUCCGCACUUAUCAUAAUAGUUUCCAAUAUGCGAAAAUUAAACUUAUUUAUAGGUCAGGCCGCUGUUAUCUUCAUUGGUUAAAAUUUUCGCCAUUGUUCGAAUUUACCGCAAUGGUUUUUCAACCGAAAAAUAUGCCCUUAAAGUCAACGUCAUUAAAAAACUAAUUCGAGACUUGUUUCGUGUUUGUUUAAUCGUACUUUGCUACUGAAGGCGCAUUCAACUUUGUAACAUAAAAUAAAAAGCCAAACCCCACGAUUAUCUGCGAGUGAUCGACAAACUAAAAUCCACCCUGCGCUAACUUACUGGUAUUCUACUUAACUUUUUUAACCACUCGACGCGAACGGUAGCGUGGUUUAACGCGCAUUGCCUCACGGUCCCAACUACUUAUUCUAACUCUCAGAUCAUGGACGGAUUAAUCAUAGUCUGUAAUUCCUAACCAUCAAACUCGUGUUCUGCAAAGAACCAUGUUCAUGGAGAUUUGCCCCUAACGCCCUAUGCUGAAAGUCAAGAGCUAGAGCCCCAGGACCUUCAGGGUUUUCUGCCCUCAUUUGCACUUACCAACUCCUUUACUGGAUUUUCCUCAUACGCUCUGUGGUGCUUUCCAUUAUUCCAUUCCAAUUCCUUAUUGUGGAAUUCUGACAAGCAAUGAAUUUAGUUUGCAAUGUUUGGUGCAAAGAGGUUGCCUUUUUUCAGGUACUGAAGCUGCCCAUGUUCAACAAGUCUGUGUCAGAUUUCUUCCGAUCAAUCGUAAGCGACACCAUUCGGACCAGAGAGGAACAAAACAUCGUGCGUCCGGACAUGAUCCACUUGCUGAUGCAGGCUCGCGCGGGACAGCUAGAUCGCGAGAAGGACGCCUCGGUGCCUGAAACGGGAUUCGCCACCGUCCAAGAGUCGGAGGUGGGCAAAAAUUUCCAGCAACGCAAAGACGGCAUAACAAACGACGAUAUCACGGCGCAAGUUUUGCUCUUCUUCUUUGCCGGAUUCGACAGCGUUUCGACAAUGAUGUGCUACGCCGUCUACGAGUUGACGCUUCAGCCGGAACUGCAGGCGAGGUUGCGGCGAGAGGUGGACGAGGCGUUUUCACAAUGCGGCGACGAUCUCACGUAUGACGUUCUGAUGAGCAUGAAGUAUUUGGAUCAAGUGAUUUGUGAAACGUUGCGAAAAUGGCCGUCGUUCAUUGGGACCAAUCGAAGAUGCGUCCGCCCGUUCCUAAUUCAACCGAAACGAUCGGGCGAAAGUGUGUUGUACUUAGAGUCCGGAAGUGUCGUGUCCAUUCCUAUCUUCGCCAUUCAGAGGGACCCCAAGUUUUACCCAAACCCUGAAAAAUUUGACCCUGGGCGUUUUAGCGAGGAGAAUAAGAACAACAUUGUUCCGUACACGUAUUUACCCUUCGGCGCUGGACCUAGAAACUGCAUCGGUUCUCGAUUUGCUUUGAUGGAAGGAAAGUUGAUCGUCGCCGAAUUGAUUCGAAAAUUCGAAUUUGUAGUCGUGGAACAGACAAAAGUUCCGAUAGUCCUUAGCAAGACAAAUUUUAAUCCCAUACCCGACGAUGGGUUUUGGGUUGGGCUAAAGCCACGCACGUUGUAAAGCGCAAUAUCGUUGUAAAUUGUUUCUAGAUCGUAAUCAUAAAAGUACAACCAUAAAUCGUGAAUGUAGUAAGUGCAAGUUGUAGUUUCUUAUGAUAAAAGCGCCAUUUCGCUAAUGUAUUUUUAAAUAAAGUAGAAAAUCCUUUAAAGCAACA